AUGGCCGCAAUCAUCCAGUACCGUGGCCUGCGCAAGUUCGUGCAGCAACAGCUGCAGGAGCACCUGUCGGACAAGGAAAGCGGCACCGACUACACCCAGAUCCCCGGCAUUUCCACCGAGCUCGACCACAACGGCGUGGAGUAUUUCCAGGUCGACUGGGCUGGCGCUGAGGAUCCGUUCUGGCCUCAGAAAUGGUCGACUCCUCGGCGCGUGGGCGCGACUCUGUCUGUGUGUCUGAUCGCCCUGGUCACGACCAUGGCGUCCUCCAUUGACUCUGCGGUUAUCAGCGAGGCUGCCGCCGAGUUUGGCGUCUCGGAAGUCACGGAGUCACUGGCGACGGCGCUGUAUCUGAUCGGCUUUGGCGUGGGUGCGCUUGUGGCGAGUCCGCUGUCUGAAAUGAUCGGGCGCUACCCGGUCUACCUGGGGGCUCUGGCCAUCUUUGGAGCCUGGAUCCUCGGGGCAGCGCUGGCCCCCAACAUCGGCGCCCAAUUUGCCUUUCGCUUUCUGGCUGGCUUAUGCGGUGCUGCGCCCUUGACUGUGGCUGGGGGUUCUGUCUCGGACCUCUGGAACACGCUGGAGAAGACCUUUGGCUUCCCUGUUUUUGCCAUCCCCGGCUUUGGCGGGCCUAUCUUGGGCCCUGUUGUGGGAGCAUACAUCGGGUAUAGCUCGGCCAUCAGCUGGAGAUGGUCGGAAUGGAUCAUGCUGGUCAUGGACGGUCUGGUCAUUGCCGUCAUCCUGCUGUUCAAGCGCGAAACAUUCGGCCCCAGACUGCUCUACUUCAAAGCCCGCUUCUUCCGACAGGAGACCGGCGAUAGUCGCUUCAAGACCAAGGAGGAGGCAUCGGGUGACGAAGACACCCUUGCCGUACUGAAACGACAUUUCUCGCGGCCGUGGAUCCUCCUUACAGAACCGAUUGUCAUUGCCUUUACCUUUUACCUCACGGUGGUUUACAUCGUCCUGUUCACCUUCUUGGACGGCUAUGUCACCAUUUUCGGCGACACCUAUGGCAUCAACAACGGGCUGGUGAACAUCUGCUUCGUUGGCCUCUUCAUCGGGAUCCUACUCGCCAUGUUCCUGGUGCCAAUCCUAUACCGCCGAACCGCCAACCAGCUUCAGCGAGAUGGCGAUGACGGGUCAGGGAAGAUGCUGAAGCAAGAGUCUCGCCUGUUCUUCGCUUUCUGUGGUGCGCCCGCUGUACCGGUGGGAUUGUUCUGGAUGGGAUGGACUGCCUACCCCGACAUUCCAAUCUGGUCGCCCCUCGCAGCAUCGAUCCUCAUCGGCUUCGGCAUCAUCUGCAUCUUCCUCUCCGCGUACAUGUACACCAUCGAUUCCUACGGCCACUACGCCGCAUCGGCUCUGACAUUCAUCGCUCUCGUCCGGUAUCUCGCGGCUGGUGGAAUGACGGUCGUCGGUAUUCCAAUGUACAACAACCUCGGUACGCACUGGACCUUGACCGUCCUGGGGAUCAUCAGCGCCGUGGCCAUGCCGAUUCCCUACGCGCUCGCCAAAUGGGGGCCUUCGCUUCGGAAGCGGAGCAAGUGGGCGAUUAGCAAGGCGCGAUAG
Aspergillus mulundensis is the source of this 1563-nucleotide messenger RNA. RefSeq names its product MFS transporter. The transcript is spliced from 3 exons. Gene Ontology annotation, molecular function: transmembrane transporter activity. The coding region runs from base 1 to 1563 and encodes 520 amino acids. Lineage: Eukaryota; Fungi; Ascomycota; Eurotiomycetes; Eurotiales; Aspergillaceae. Gene Ontology annotation, biological process: transmembrane transport. The record is from RefSeq and is a predicted model, not a curated record.